Messenger RNA from Diabrotica balteata, 475 nucleotides. The record is from the annotation of a GenBank genome assembly. NCBI's taxonomy places the organism in Eukaryota, Metazoa, Arthropoda, Insecta, Coleoptera, Chrysomelidae.
AUUCGGCAGCGCUGGUGUGACAGAAUCAGCCACCUCACGAGUUCUCACUUCAUUCCAGCCCCAGUAGUCGAGAUCGUUAGUUUAUCAGAUCGUUCCCUGUUACUAAACUAAAAACCGAAAAUGUCUUUAGACGAGAGAUUCCAAAAAGCUGCUGACGAUAUCAAGAACCUAAAAAGUAAGCCAACUGACAAUGAUCUAUUAGAAAUUUACGGAUUGUUCAAACAAGCUACCGAAGGAGACAUUACCACAGCCCGACCUGGACUAUUGGACCUUAAAGGAAAAGCCAAAUGGGACUCGUGGAACUCCAGGAAAGGAGUCGACAAAGACAAAGCCAAGGAAGAAUACAUCGCAAAAGUACAGUCGUUGAUCGAUAGCAUAGGACUCGCAUAAGGCAUUUAUAUCAUCACUUUUUUUUAAGGCAAAACUAUUUUGUUAUUAUUAUACUGUAUGGUUCUAAUAAAAAGAAUUUUCUUGU